AUGGAGAAUAAGAUUGAUCAGUUUAGCUUUGGGAAUUCUACCGAAUCUAAAGCUAAGAUGGGAUUAACUGAUAAAGAUUCACAUAACAUUAAAGUAGAUUUCAAUAAAUCGCCAUUAUUGGUUUCCGUUCCUGAAUCUAAAAAUCCUAGCAAAUCCGAUAGCAAAGUACCUAAUCUUUGGAGUAAAUCAAAUGAUCAAGAUACUUCGGAAUGCCAGACUAGUUUGAUUCGUAACAAUCAAUCUGAAAGCAAAUGUAUUGCUUAUCAGGAUAGUAAAGUUGUACCAACGAAAACUGCAGAUGAGAAAAAACCACUAAAUUUAUUCACUGUUCCCGAUGAAAAAAAUAUCGCUUGUGAAACAAAGAAACCGGCUACAGAUAGCCAACCUAGUGAUACUAAGACCCCAAGCUUAUGGAAUAAGAUAUCGGUACCUAAAAAUACCUGGGAAUGUCAAGUGUGUUUUGUACGAAAUGGAGAAUCAGAUAAUGAGUGUAUUGCAUGUAAUGCUAGUAAACCUGGAUCGAGUAAAAAUGAGUAUAGUCAAGAUAAAAGCAAUGAAAAAUUGAAGUCUACUCUUCCUCCUGAAAUUAAAUUUGGUAGCACUACUGAUCAAAUAGACGCCGGCGGAUUUACUUUUGAUAGUAAAACGACUCAAGUAUCAUCAAAUAAUCAAUUUAAACUAAUAUCGACGUCGGUCGCUUCUGAGAGUACUUCAUCAGGAUUAGAAGGCGGAUUCAAGUUUACACCUGCAAAUAAGAAUUCCAUUAGCACUAAUAAAGCGGGUAACCCUGCUAUAUUUGGGCAGGGAGGUGAAAAUGAAGGUUCAUCUGGUUUCAAAUUUAAUUUCUCAACUGGCAGUAAAAAAUCAGACAAUGAUAGUGGAAAUAUUAGUAUAGCGGAAACAAAGACUGAUAUCGGCACUAAGGCUCCGAUAUUUACUUUUGGCAGCCAACCUACAAAUAAAACUGAUGAUUUAAACCAACCAAGUUCAGGUAAUUUUAAUUUUACGUUUGGUGGUAAUGACACAAAGCCAACUGAAGAUCAAAAAACAGUCGAUAUUGCUGCUAAAUCAGAAAGCAAAGCGGAAAAACCACAUGCUUACAGAUCAACAAUGGGUAAGCCUCCUAUCCCUCAAUAUCCAAUUAAAGCAUCUGGAGAUAAGGCUCAGGCACGUAUAGAAUGUGAUAUGUCAAAAGUUACCAGCGAUGCACCAGCAACGGCAGAGUCAGCUACUCCAGAUGUUGCAGUUACUACUUCAAGCGUUAUUACAAGUAACAAAGAUAUUGAAAAAUCUCAACCUUUUGGUAAUACAACUAGUGGUAAAGCAUCUACAAUCAAAUUUCCUGAAACAGCCGUUCAACCAACAAUUGGCAGUGGCGGCUUUAUAGGGAGCGAUGCAGCGGCUAAAAAACCGGAUGCGGUGACAUUCUCCUUUGGAAAUACUACUGCCUCUGCUGCAAAGAAUGAUAGUAGUAUGCCUAACAUAGCUCUUAAUGUCACUAAAUCUGAAAAUGCCCCGUCUCCGAAAAUAGCAUCGAAUCCUACAGCCAUGUUUACUUUUGGUAAAUCAGCAGAUGCUACUACAACGGCUUCUGGUGAAGAUUUUAAAUUUGGUCAGUUUACAUCAACAGCACCAAACACCCAAAAUACAACAACCAUUGCGGGCACCUUUGGUCAAAAAGAUACUUUGUCAUCUUCCAAUCUAUUUUCAUUCAAUCAGACUUCUUCGACAACGACAGCAACCACGUCUGAACCAAAAUUUGCAUUUGGUAGCUCAGCAGUAAAUAAACCAAUUACAACUAGUACUAUAUCUACUAGUAACUUCACUUUUGGACAGACACAAGCUCAAAGCAGCUCUCCUUUUACUCAGACUUUGCCCAAAACAAAUACUGGUUUUAAUUUUGGCCAGGCAAGUAAUGCUACAUCUUCUGCUGCUCCUAAUAGUAAUAUUGGUAACAAUAAAGUUGCAUUCGAGCAGCAACAACCUUCCAAUAGUAUCUUCACUUUCGGCCAACAGAAUAAUAAUUCCAACAAUAGCACAGGUUCGGUUGGACCUUUUGGCUCAACAUCAAAUACUACCGCAUCCGCUGACGUAAAUAAUGCCUUUAAUCAAACAACCAAAGAUAGUACAACAGUUAGUGGAUUUGGACAAAAUACUUCAGGAAAUAAAUCCGUUCCUGAUGGAUUCAGUUUUGGUCCUCCGACAACAACGUCAUCGUCUUUUACUGGAUUUUCCUUUACAGGUAAUACUCCACAAACGAAUUUGCCCAACUCAACUUCUGCUUUUGGUAAUACUUCAUCUAGUGCAAUUGGGCAGCAGCAGCCACAAGGGUUCUCAUUUGGAAAUAAUAGCAACAAUAACAAUAAUAAUAAUAAUAGCUCUAAUAAUAACACAUGGCCUAAUGCUUCGAGUGGUUCGCAAAAUACGCCAGCCUUCCAAUUUGGAGCUAACGGAUCAUCUAAUCCAGGAGGAUUUGCAUUCGGUUCUAAUCCAAGCGCGACACCACAAGUUCAACAAAGUGGUUUCAAUUUUGGCGCUGCUGGUAAUACUAGUGUAAAUCCUAGCGGGUUUAACUUUGGUGGUAGUCAAAAUGCCCCUACGUUUACUUUUGGUGCUAGUUCAAAUGACAGUAAUCAAGGUGCGGGAGCUACAGCGACAAGGAAAAUUCGGCGCCCUAUUCGACGAAAGCAACGCACAUAA
Trichoplax adhaerens is the source of this 2700-nucleotide messenger RNA. RefSeq lists its product as uncharacterized. The record is from RefSeq and is a predicted model, not a curated record. Gene Ontology annotation, cellular component: nuclear pore. NCBI's taxonomy places the organism in Eukaryota, Metazoa, Placozoa, Uniplacotomia, Trichoplacea, Trichoplacidae. Gene Ontology annotation, biological process: RNA export from nucleus; protein import into nucleus. The coding region runs from base 1 to 2700 and encodes 899 amino acids. Gene Ontology annotation, molecular function: structural constituent of nuclear pore. The transcript has 6 exons.